Molecule: messenger RNA, 3121 nt
Organism: Phascolarctos cinereus (koala)
Lineage: Eukaryota; Metazoa; Chordata; Mammalia; Diprotodontia; Phascolarctidae
Source: RefSeq, a predicted model, not a curated record
GCCCCCCGGGGCUUUCAGCUCAGUGCUCAGCAUCCCAGAGCUUUCAGUACCCUGUGUCGGCUUCUUUCUCUCCUCCGCUCUCCUCCUCCUCUUCCUUCUGUCCUUCUCCUCCGCCCGAUCUGCCUGGCCCAGCUCUGCCUGCCCCUGCAGGGGCCAUGACCAUCAACGCCCUCCACCAGGGAGGCAGCUGCAAAGCCCAGAUGCCAUGCCUGAGCAAGGAGCACAGAGCGGGUGUCCCCUAGAGAGGAGGAACAAUUUUAUACAGAAGCAGAAGAUGUGGCUGCUUGUGAGGGGAUCUAGGGUGAUUUCAGAGGUUCUGGAGUCCCUCCUGUCCACUUCCCCAACCAAAAAGAGACCUUUAAAAUUCUACCAUUCAAGAUUCAUUCAUUUGACUUGAUCCCUAGUUAAAAUGCAAAUACUCCUGGGAGCAGACUUUGAUAAUGGAGAAAUUGAGAGAAUACUGGGUCCCUGAAGUGCUUGGAGAGAUGGAGCGUGUGAUUGUGGGCAUGCAGGACCCAGACAUGGGUGUUAAGAUGCGGAAUCAGCGCCUGCUCAUCACAGUGAUUCCCCAUGCCAUGACUGGCAGUGACAUUGUGGAGUGGCUCAUCCAGAAAUUCUCUAUCUCAGAGGAAGAGUCUCUACACCUGGGGAAUCUCAUUGUGAAACAUGGUUACAUCUAUCCCCUGAAGGACCCUCGAUGCCUCGUGCUCCGAGCAGAUGACUCCCCUUACAGGUUCCAGACACCCUAUUUUUGGAUGAGCACUAAGUGGCCAGCUGCUGAAUUGGAUUAUGCUAUCUAUUUGGCCAAGAAGAAUAUACGGAAACAAGGGGACCUGAUUGAGCAUGAAAAGGAUUACUAUAACCAGCUACACAAGAAGAUCAAUCACACAUGGGACUUUGUAGUGAUGCAGGCCCGGGAGCAGCUGAGAGCAGUCAAGCAGCGUCGGAAAGGGGACAGAAUUGUCAUUGAGUGCCAGGAGCAGACUUAUUGGCUGGUGAAUCGGCCCCCGCCGGGAGUCCUGAAUGUGAUGGAGCAGGGACCUGAGCGGGGUAACUGCUAUACCAGCAGGGUGCAGAUGACUAAAAAUAUGGAUUUUUAUAAGCGAGAGAUUGAGUACUGUAAGAAAGCGAUGGGUAGGACUAGGGUGAAGUCUUCUAUCUGCCUGGAAGCAUAUCUCAAGUUCAACGACCAGUACAUGCCCCAUGACCCCAUCAUGUCUGGCUGCCUGCCCAGUAACCCUUGGAUCACUGACGAUACCGACUACUGGUCAAUGAAUGCACCCACGGUGACGACACCUACUAAGUUGCGGGUUGAGCGUUGGGCCUUUAACUUCGGGGAGCUCCUGGGGGAUCCUCUGGGCCAUAUACAGUUCAUGGAGUUCCUCAAGAAAGAGUUCAGCGCUGAAAACCUGAGCUUCUGGGAAGCAUGUGAGGACCUGCGAUAUGGGGAGCAGUCCAAGAUUGCUGAGAGUGUCGACUCUGUCUACCAACAGUUUCUUGCCCCCGGGGCCACACGCUGGGUCAAUAUUGACAGCAAAACUAUGGAGAAGACGCUUGAAGGGAUCCGCAGACCCCAUCGCUAUGUCAUGGAUGAUGCCCAGAUGCACAUCUACAUGCUUAUGAAAAAGGAUUCCUAUCCCAGGUUCUUAAAGUCUGACAUGUAUAAGACACUCCUGGCAGAGGCUGUGAUUCCACCAGAGACUAAGAAACGAGUGUUCCCAUUCAUGAGGAAGCAGCGCCACUCCAGCCCUAGCCCGGCCCUGCUCCUGCCCUCAGAACAGGAGCCCAAGGGGGAGGACAAGAAUAAGGCCCUGGCUUCUGCUGCCUCUGCUGGGGAAGGGGAAGGCUAGGCAAGGCGACAGUCCUCCCUUUCCCUCUGUGGCCACUUCUCCCUCUCCUCUGGUUGACAGCCUGGAAGAUGUCAUUGGAGAGGAGAGGGGUUGGGGUGCUAGGUAUGGGAAAGGGGACAGAGAGAAAAGCAUUUCAUGAACCGAGAUGUGUGAGGGCUCCCUUCUCCCUCCUUGUCCCUGCCAUGUCCAGUGUCCUCCAAGGAGAGGUUAUAAUGCCCACCAACUCCUUACCCCUAAUCCUGAGUCAGUCCACAGGUAUCCCACCCAACCCCCACCUUUGGCAGAGGAAGCAUGGCGCAGUGCACAAGGUGGAGCAAGGGGACAGGGUGCUGGUCUUAGCUCUGUUGCUAACUUGCAGCUUAACAUCAGGCAAGUCACUCUCUGGGCCUCAGUUUCCCUGCUGUACAAGUUAGUUAGAUAAUCCAAAGGCUUGGACAAAAUGCUCCCUAAGGUUUCCUCCUCCAACUCUAAAAGUCCAGUUCGGUCCCUGGUCCAGUCAGCCCUAGCUUGGUGACUUCUGACACGAGCCUUUCCACAGACUCCAUUAGAACCUUUCUGGCUCUGCAGGUGGGUAGCUGUUUUUAUGGCCCUUUGGGGUCAGCUCAUCAAGGAGCAGCUGUUACCUAUCUUAAGGUCUCCAGGUGCCCUUCAUAUACAUGCGUGCACAUGCAUGAGCCCCCAGGAGCAUACUUCAGUUUCCUGGAUAAGCAGCAGCUUCUUCUUCUUCCUUCCCAUGGCAGGCUCUCAUAGUUCCAAAAGGUGGCAAGAAGAGUAAGUCUGUUGAGCCAGACCCUCCAGGGUAGGGCAGGAACCCCAAGUUUGCUGGGAGUUAAAAAGGCAAAACUUCCUGCUUCCCCACUAUCAGAAAAGAUUGAAGCCAUUGAUUUCCAGUUUGCCCCAAAGGGAAGUAUCUCCAUAUAAAUGAACCUUGGGUUUGGAAGGGAAUUCAUACCCAUAUGUGAACAAGAUUCUGCUCUACCUGUCCAACAGCUGGUUACCCAAAUGUUGGGUGAACUUUGUUAGAGGGGACAGCCUGCUACUUCCUGGAAUCUAUUUUACUUUGGGAGAGCACUUUAGGAGGGCACUUCAGGUACUCGAAAACAGUUAUCCUUAGGCCUUCUCCAAGCUAAAUACCCUCAGUUCUUUCAACUCAUGCACACGACAUGAUUUUGGGACCUUUUACCAUCAAAGUGGGACAGCUUGGUGGUGCAGUGGACAGAGUGUCAGGCCUAGAAUCAAGGAGACUCCUCUCCCCAAGUUCAAAUCUGAUU